AUGGAGCUCGGAGGGGCACUGACCAUCUUCCUGGGCAUUUGUGUUUCCUGCUUGCUCCUGAUCUCAGCGUGGAAGAGGAUGCACAAGGAGGGCAAGUUGCCCCCUGGGCCGACACCCUUGCCCUUCAUUGGCAAUUUACUGCAAAUGAAAACCAGUGAGCCCUUCAAAUCCUUCUUGGCGCUGCGGGACAAAUAUGGCCCCGUGUUCACGAUAUACUUGGGGCCCCGGAGGGUUGUGGUCCUGUGUGGGCAUGAGACAGUGAAGGAAGCUCUGGUGGAUCAAGCCGAGGAGUUCAGCGGGCGAGGGGAGCUGGCUUCCAUUGACCGGAACUUCAAUGGCUUUGGAGUUGCUUUCGCCAAUGGGGAGAGAUGGAGGCAGCUCCGCCGCUUUUCCCUCACCACACUGAGGAAUUUUGGGAUGGGGAAACGGUCCAUCGAGGAGCGGAUCCAGGAGGAGGCGCAGUACCUGCUGGAGGAAUUCAGGAAAACCAACGGACUGCCCUUCGACCCCACCUUCUUUCUAAGCCGCACAGUCUCCAAUGUCAUCAGCUCUGUUGUCUUUGGAAGCCGCUUUGACUACGAAGACAAGACUUUCCUCGCCUUGUUACGCAUGAUCAAUGCAAGCUUCUUCGAGAUGAGCACUCCUUGGGCGCAGCUCUACGACAUGUAUUCCUGCAUCAUGAAGCACUUGCCAGGAAGACACAACCGCAUCUACUACCUCAUCGAGGACCUAAAGGACUUUGUUGCAGAGAAAGUCAAGGUCAACCAAGCGACGCUCGAUCCCAACAGCCCACGAGACUUCAUUGACUGCUUCCUCAUCCAGAUGGAGAAGGAAAAGGAGAACCCUUCCAGCGAAUUCAACAUAAAGAAUUUGGUCCUCACCACCCUCAACCUGUUUUUUGCUGGGACAGAGACCGUCAGCUCCACCUUGAGAUAUGGAAUUGUCUUCUUGAUGAAACACCCAGAAGUGGAAGAGAAGGUCCACCAGGAAAUUGACCAGGUCAUUGGCCAUAACCGCAUCCCUGCCACGGAGGAUAGGAUGAACAUGCCCUACACGGAUGCCGUCAUCCAUGAGAUCCAACGGCUGACAGACAUCGUCCCCCUGGGAGUGCCACACACGGUGAUCCGGGACACUCAGUUCCGGGGGUACCUCCUCCCCAAGGGCACCAAUGUCUUCCCCUUGCUAGGCUCAGUCUUACGUGACCCCAAAUACUUCAGCAACCCUGAGAAAUUCAACCCUGGGCACUUCCUGGACGAGAAAGGGCGCUUUAAGAAGAACGAUGCUUUUGUGCCUUUUUCCUCAGGAAAGCGCAUCUGUCUGGGGGAAGCCAUGGCUCGCAUGGAGCUCUUCCUAUACUUCACCACCAUCCUGCAGAGCUUCUCUCUGAAAUCCCUCGUGCCUGCAAAGGACAUUGACAUCUCCCCCAAACUGAGUGGUUUUGGGAACAUCCCGCCUGUGUAUGAGCUGUGCCUGGUCCCUCGCUGACCCCAGCUUUGAUGUGGCACCUGCCUCAGGUGGGGGUUGAGGGAGGGAGGGGAGAUGUUUGUCUGUUCGCCUCUCUUGCAUCUGUGCAUUUCCCCCAAAACUGCUUCAGAAUCAUGCACAAAAGCACCUCUUGCGCAGUCACAUUUUUAAGCCCGCAAAAUGUCUGGGUUGUGCAGGUUCCUUUCUCCUGCCACAGUUGGAUAGAGCUGCUUCAUCUGACCCAGAGGGGCAAUUGUGACAUUCCUUGUCCUGCUUGUACAAACAGAACUCCUUAGGGGGGCACAAGAAGGUCUGGCCUGUGACAUCAUUAAGGCUGUGCUGACACUGCCCCAGUGCUCUUGCUGUCCUAGUUCCCUAGACUCCAGUGAAGACGGGUGGCCCCAGUGUCAGUGGAGCAGGGACUCUGCUCUGGGUUCUGUGGGGCAGUGCAUCCACUCUGGGUUUUAGUCUGAACUGUCAAAGAGUUGUCCAAGGUGCUAAACGCUCAGGCUAAAGUUCAGACUAAAACCUGGAGUGGAUUCACUGCCCCACUGACAGAGUCACCAGUUCACAGGUCUUGGACCACAAGUGACCACAAGUGAUCAGAGAACUACAUGACAUGCCAAUAUCCUCUACAGCAGCUCCCCAGCUUUUAUGGAUGACAACUCGCAUCAGCCUGAGCCAGUACUGCCUUGGGCUGAUGGGAGUUGUCAUCCAAAACAGCUGAGGAAGACUGCUCUAUGACACAGGUCUUCAACUGCUGGGUCAGGACCCAUUACCGGAUCACGACUAACCUAAGGUGGGUUGCAACCUACCACCAUAGAAAUAUAUGGUCAAAAUUAAGGAAACUGAAAAUUAGGAAAGUUGGACACAUCUUUUGGAUCAAGUGGUGCCAAAUCUCUCUAGAUUGCAGCCUCCUGGUAGUUGAAUUCUUUCCAGCAGCUCCCUUUUUUGCUGGAAAGCCCCAGAAAUGUCCAAAAGCUCCCCCACCCUUGACCAGAGGCUGCCCCUUCUGUCUGAUGAGUCAUCCUUUCUAGAGGGGUUCCCAUCAUCCCCUCCCUCGAGGUGUUCUCACAGAGGAGGCUGCCUUCAGCCAGGCCUGUUAUGCAAAUGCAUGAACCGGCAUUGGUCAGAAUGCUCACUUGCAUGGCAAAUGCCUCUGCUAAGCUUUCUGUCCUGCAUGAACAAUCAUCAGUCAGACUUAUUGGUAGAUUAGAGGUCAUUUAAGGCUGUGCACGCAACAUACAUUUGAAAGCACAAAGCUUCCCCCAAAGAAUCCUGGGAACUAUACUUAUGCCCCUCACAGAGCUACAGUUCCCAGCACCCUUAACAAACUACAGUUCCCAGGAUUCUUGGGGAGGUCAUGCGCUUUAAAUGUGCUUUGAAAGUAUGGGCAGCCAUCUGUCGGGAAUGCUUUGAUUUGGAUUCCUGCACUGAGCAGGGGGUUGGACUUGAUAGCCUGAUAGGCCCCUUCCAACUGCACUAUUCGAUGAUUGUAUGAUUCUAUGGUAUGCACAUCUUAAGUCUCAUGGAUGAACACAACCACAGUCUAACGCCAGAAGGAUCCAGAAUGAAUGUAUACCCAGGAUGGCUCUGUUAGCUCAAGCAUUAAUACAGAUUAAAAUCCGUGUUUUGGGGGAAAGAAGUGCUGACAGUGUGCCUUUUUCAUCACUGUAUUCAGAGGGUGUUUAAAGCAUAUUUAGGCUUGAAGCAUUAAAACUGAAGCGAGCUAGAGAGCGUGCGGGAAAGCAGGCAUAUCAGGCACAUCUUCCUCUUUACCCUUACUUGGGGAAAUCAGAUUUGUUUUCCUCUGAAUUUGACAUUUUCCCAUCAUUAUUGAUGUUGUAUGGUACAGAGAGAUAUUAGACAACAGGAUGCAAAAUGUUGAAUUGA
Messenger RNA from Rhineura floridana, 3357 nucleotides. RefSeq names its product cytochrome P450 2G1-like. The record is from RefSeq and is a predicted model, not a curated record. Lineage: Eukaryota; Metazoa; Chordata; Lepidosauria; Squamata; Rhineuridae. Gene Ontology annotation, biological process: xenobiotic metabolic process. Bases 1 to 1485 code for a protein of 494 amino acids. Gene Ontology annotation, cellular component: cytoplasm; intracellular membrane-bounded organelle. Gene Ontology annotation, molecular function: iron ion binding; oxidoreductase activity, acting on paired donors, with incorporation or reduction of molecular oxygen, reduced flavin or flavoprotein as one donor, and incorporation of one atom of oxygen; heme binding. The transcript has 9 exons.